CUGCCUCGGUAAAUCCACACUCUUAUCUCUAACGUUCGAAUAAAAAAAUAAAAAUAAAAAAAAAUAAAACUCAGGAGAUAUGAUCAUUGAUUUUCCCAUACACAAGAGUUGUCUCCUUUCGAUCAUUUGAGUUCAACAGAUCUCUCUUUCUCACCCUCUUUUCUUCCUACUUGAGAAAAAACAAAAAAACGUUAGAAACGCCAUAGAUGGGUGACGAAAACUCGUUAGAGGAAUUGUCGUACCAGUCAGGGUACGGAAACAGCUUCUCGUCGGAGGCCCUCGCCGGAGCUCUCCCUCACGGCCAGAACAGCCCCCUCCUCUGCCCUUACUCCCUCUACGCCGAGCAAAUCUCCGGCACCUCCUUCACUUCCCCUCGCAAGCUCAAUCUCCGCAGUUGGCUUUACCGGAUCAAACCCUCGGUGACCCACGAACCGUUCAAGCCCCGGGUCCCCAGCCAUGGCAAGCUUUUGAGCGAAUUCGACCGAUCGAACAGCUCCGCCACGCCGACCCAGUUGCGGUGGAAGCCCGUCGAGAUUCCCGACUCGCCCACCGAUUUCGUUGACGGCUUGUUCACAGUUUGUGGGGCUGGCAGCUCGUUUCUCCGCCAUGGUUUUGCUGUUCACAUGUAUACUGCCAACAAAUCGAUGGAUAAUUGUGCAUUUUGCAACGCUGAUGGUGACUUUUUGAUAGUUCCCCAGAAAGGAAGGCUGUGGAUCACUACUGAAUGUGGAAAACUGCAAGUUUCUCCUGGUGAAGUUGCCAUUUUACCUCAAGGAUUUCGUUUCGCUGUUGAUCUGCCUGAUGGUCCAUCUCGUGGUUAUGUAGCUGAGAUCUUUGGUGCCCAUUUUCAACUUCCUGAUCUUGGCCCAAUAGGAGCUAAUGGUCUUGCUGCUCCAAGAGAUUUCCUUGCUCCUACAGCAUGGUUUGAAGACGGUCGCCGUCCGGGCUACACUAUUGUACAAAAGUUUGGUGGUGAACUUUUCACUGCAAAACAAGACUUUUCUCCCUUCAAUGUAGUUGCUUGGCAUGGUAAUCAUGUUCCUUAUAAGUAUGAUCUCAGUAAAUUCUGCCCUUACAAUACAGUUUUAGUUGAUCAUAGUGACCCAUCUAUUAACACAGUAUUGACAGCACCUACUGACAAGCCUGGUGUUGCGUUGCUUGAUUUUGUCGUUUUCCCACCACGAUGGCUGGUUGCUGAGCAUACAUUUCGACCUCCGUAUUAUCAUCGCAAUUGCAUGAGUGAAUUUAUGGGCCUCAUUUACGGUGGAUACGAGGCAAAAGCUGAUGGGUUUCUUCCUGGCGGUUCAAGCCUUCAUAGCUGUAUGACGCCUCAUGGUCCGGAUACAAAGACUUACGAGGCUACCAUUGCGCGCGGAAACGAGCCUGGACCGUUCAGAAUCAAGGAUACCAUGGCGUUUAUGUUCGAAUCGUGUUUAAUGCCGCGAGUCUGCGCGUGGGCUCUUGAAUCUCCCUUCAUGGAUCAUGAUUAUUACCAGUGCUGGAUUGGGUUGAGAUCACAUUUUACUUGGGAAUCCAGAAAUGCAACGAGCAAAGAUGACAAUGAGGUUGACGGUAAGACUGCAAAAUGAGACUCGUGGUUUAUGUAGGACUUUAAUACCAUGGGGGUUUCAUGUGUAUCUAUCCUCCUCUUAUGUAUAUAAGUACAAUAACAUGUGUUGUACAAACAGUGAAUAAAUUUCAGGGGGGAAGAAAAUGCAUAUAGGGAAUUAAACAAAAUUCCUUAAAUGACCCCGUGCAAAUUUGUAAGGAGAGGCGAAAAUGUACUCGGUUUUUUUUUUUUUUUUUGGUAGGGGGAGAUUGCGUUUAUUU
Molecule: messenger RNA, 1830 nt
Organism: Morus notabilis
Lineage: Eukaryota; Viridiplantae; Streptophyta; Magnoliopsida; Rosales; Moraceae
Product: homogentisate 1,2-dioxygenase
Exons: 9
Coding region: 207-1589 (460 amino acids)
Biological process (GO): L-phenylalanine catabolic process
Cellular component (GO): cytoplasm
Molecular function (GO): homogentisate 1,2-dioxygenase activity
Source: RefSeq, a predicted model, not a curated record